Molecule: messenger RNA, 219 nt
Organism: Trichobilharzia szidati
Lineage: Eukaryota; Metazoa; Platyhelminthes; Trematoda; Strigeidida; Schistosomatidae
Source: the annotation of a GenBank genome assembly
AUGGAGAUUUCCAUUGGUCUACUAUCCACCAAAAUAUUUCCAUACUUUAUGGAUCUAACCGUUUUAUACAGAUGUCUUAUAUACCUGUUGACAUGGCUUAUUCUCAGUUUGGUUAUAUACAUUCAAUACCUUUUGAUGACAACAAAUCACCGCAAACGUGACACUGAGACAAAUCAAGGCAGAACAGAUUCUGAUAAUUUAGAAAAUGGAGACAAGUAA